Messenger RNA from Penicillium odoratum, 429 nucleotides. RefSeq lists its product as uncharacterized. Lineage: Eukaryota; Fungi; Ascomycota; Eurotiomycetes; Eurotiales; Aspergillaceae. The coding region runs from base 1 to 429 and encodes 142 amino acids. The record is from RefSeq and is a predicted model, not a curated record. The transcript has a single exon.
AUGAACUUCUUUCACGUUAAUCCUGCCAAUCCUCGAGACGAUUUCAUGCUCCUUUCACCACUUGAUCCAGAUCAUGGAUUGAGUAUCUACCAAUGUUACGACAAGAAACGGAAAUUCUACUUCUGUCCAAAAUGUGGAGUGCGAUGCUUUACAUUUACUGGAGUGGGCGGGACAGAUUUCGUGGAAUUUGCAGAGCUAGCUGAAGACCAAGAAGGAAAGAGAGAGGUUUGGCGAGCGAAGUGGGAUGGAGAUGAUGAUACGAGGCCGUAUGUUUCAGUUAAUGGGACUACGAUUGACUUUAGAGAGGAUUUCGACUUAAGUGUUCUCACUGAGGAGAGGAGAGUGCAGUAUCUUGAUGAUCGGAGUGAGCCCGAGGAGAAGAAGCAGGAGGCAAGAUGGGAUAGACCACAUUAUGGUGGAAGUUAUUGA